CAUACGCUGAACGACGGCAACGCCUACGCCAGUUUGAACGGCAACUUGAUUUCAGACGACUACGAUUCGCUCGAUACCAUUCAGCGUCAUAAGCAAGCCGGCCAUUACGGAAGCUACACGGCGAUUGGCUUUGGUGUGGAAGAGGCGAACGAACUGCUGAUCGACCAUGCUCGUCACGGGGCUCGCCCGACAAUCGUGCUGAUGACCGACGGGAACGCCAACCGCUACAAAAGUGGCUGGAGCCUGCCGCGUGACUGGGACUGGGACGACUACACCGACUACGACGGUGACGGGCGAGCCGAUUACUCGACCAACGACCGCUCGAAGCAGUAUGCCAUUUGGGAAGCAGUCGAAGCCCACAAACGGGGCGUGACCAUCCAUACGAUGAGUGUGGGUGCCAAUGCCGACCGCAGCGUGAUGACUGCCAUCGCCAAUGCGUGCGGAGGCAUUCACAUCAGCGUGCCUGGCGGAUCGACCAUUGCCGAGCUGGAAUCGCAGAUGCUGUCGGCAUUCCAGCAAAUUGCUGCCAAAGUCCCACCACCGCAGUUGGUGUACGACUUGAGUCAGGCCCAAGAGUAA
Messenger RNA from Symbiodinium sp. CCMP2456, 579 nucleotides. The record is from the annotation of a GenBank genome assembly. NCBI's taxonomy places the organism in Eukaryota, Dinophyceae, Suessiales, Symbiodiniaceae.